GGAAACAGAUCGUGUUACGGUUUCGUGCAAUUAUACUGCAUAACGGCAUCGCCGCCGUAUUCCGAAGUCGCAGAAGCUCGCCGCUGUCGCCGGAACUUAGAUCCUCCUCCUCUUCCAUAAAAUUCCAUAGCUCAUGGAAAUCACUCUCACCUCCGCAGCUCAAUCGCUCUCUCUUUCGAGAAGUUCCGUUCCCUCGACUUCUCUUAUUUCAAAAUUCACCCCAAUUUCUUCUCUUAGUUUUACCAAUUUCGCCACCACAAAGCAGUUCUCCGUCAGAAGGCGGUUGAUUCGGCGGCAAAACUGUUUGAUCAAAGUUCAAGCCUCCACCGACGGCGCUAUCACUGCGAACCAGGAGCAAAAUGACGAUUUCAUCCUCGAAGACGUUCCGCACCUGACCGAUUUCCUCCCUGAUUUACCGGCGUGUCCAAAUCCAUUGAAGAAAAGCCAAGCUUAUGCCAUCGUCAAGAGAACAUUUGUUAGCCCUGAAGAUGUGGUGGCACAGAAGAUUGUUGUGCAGAAGGACAGUCCAAGGGGGAAACAUUUUCGGCGUGCAGGGCCUCGCGCAAAGGUGUAUUUUCAGCCGGAGGAAGUGCGUGCAUGUAUCGUGACGUGUGGGGGUUUAUGCCCUGGAAUAAAUACAGUGAUACGCGAGAUAGUUUGUGGUUUGAAAGAUAUGUAUGGAGUAGGUGAAAUCCUUGGUAUUCAGGGAGGAUACAGAGGGUUCUAUUCGAAAAAUACCAUCCAGUUGACGCCGAAAUCUGUGAAUGACAUUCAUAAGCGUGGUGGAACAUUCUUGCAAACUUCAAGAGGAGGUCAUGAUACCAAUAAGAUAGUUGACAAUAUUCAGGACCGAGGAAUAAACCAGGUUUACAUAAUUGGAGGGGAUGGUACUCAAAAAGGUGCAGCUGAAAUUUAUAAGGAAGUGGAAAGGCGGGGGAUUAAAGUGGCAGUAGCUGGAAUUCCCAAGACAAUUGAUAAUGAUAUUGCUGUCAUAGACAAAUCCUUCGGCUUUGAUACAGCUGUAGAGGAGGCACAGAGAGCGAUAAAUGCCGCACAUGUCGAAGUAGAGAGCGUAGAAAAUGGAGUUGGAAUUGUGAAGCUUAUGGGCCGAUACAGUGGAUUCAUUGCUAUGCACGCAACAUUGGCAAGUCGCGAUGUGGAUUGUUGCUUAAUACCAGAGUCUCCAUUCUAUUUAGAAGGUCAAGGUGGACUGUUUGAAUUUAUUGAAGAGAGGCUCAAAGAAAAUUCGCAUAUUGUGAUUGUGUUGGCUGAAGGUGCGGGGCAGGAAUAUGUUGCUCAGAGUUUGCAUGCAGCCGAUGAAAAAGAUGCAUCUGGGAACAAGCUACUUUUGGAUGUCGGCCUCUGGCUUACACAAAAGUUUAAGGAUCAUUUCACCAAAGUCCGGAAGAUGGGAAUCAAUAUGAAAUAUAUAGAUCCUACAUACAUGAUUCGAGCAGUUCCGAGUAAUGCAUCGGACAACAUCUAUUGCACACUUCUUGCUCAAAGUGCUGUUCAUGGAGCCAUGGCAGGAUUUACUGGCUUCACCGUUGGGCCUGUCAAUAGCAGACAUGCCUAUAUCCCAAUCAGCCGAGUAACGGAGGCUCAAAACACAGUGAAAUUAACAGACAGGAUGUGGGCCCGGCUUCUUGCAUCCACGAACCAACCUAGUUUUCUAAAUUCCGAGGUUGUGCAGGAAAAUAGUUAAUAAGACGACCAGCAACAACACGUUUACUUCUAUAUAAAAUUCAACGAAUUCAUCGGUUCCCCAGCCAACAGAAAAAAGGUAUUUGGUUGCAUAUUGAUGCUUUCAAUUAUUAUUAGAAAAAAAGUAGAAAACAAAAGUAGCAGUGCUUUCUAUCUGUAUCUUCAUUAAUCUUUAAAAAUGCAACUAAUUAGUUCUGUAAAGUGUCACUACUUGCAACUAAAGUCCGCAAGUAGUCUUCUAUUUGAUUUGUUUAUUAGCGACAUACUUCUUUUUCGAGAGACGACGCAAGUGUGAACUUACAUUCCAAUAUAGAUUAAUGUAUUCACAAUUCAACA
Messenger RNA from Erythranthe guttata (spotted monkey flower), 2040 nucleotides. It is a transcript of the gene PFK4, whose product is annotated as phosphofructokinase 4. The record is from RefSeq and is a predicted model, not a curated record. Gene Ontology annotation, molecular function: ATP binding; 6-phosphofructokinase activity. Gene Ontology annotation, biological process: glycolytic process; fructose 6-phosphate metabolic process. NCBI's taxonomy places the organism in Eukaryota, Viridiplantae, Streptophyta, Magnoliopsida, Lamiales, Phrymaceae.